Molecule: messenger RNA, 822 nt
Organism: Acanthosepion pharaonis
Lineage: Eukaryota; Metazoa; Mollusca; Cephalopoda; Sepiida; Sepiidae
Source: the annotation of a GenBank genome assembly
AUGGGACGAUACGGACCUCAGAUAAGUCCAGAUCUCACUCCAUAUGAUUUUUACCUUCUUUUUCAUUGUCCCGAAUAUUUUUCUUUCUCUUCCUCCUGUUCUUUCUCCUCCUCUUUUCUUUUCUUUUGCUUCUUCUUCUUCUUCUUUUUUCUCGUCUUUCCCUCCUUUUUUCUUUCUUUCUUUUUUUAUGUCUAUCUUCUCUCUUUUCUGUCUAUUUCUACUGCCUUUAUUUUUCGCCCUCUCCUCUUCGUCCCUUCCUCUUUGUCUUUUUUGCUUUCUAUCUUCUCUUUUCUCCAUCUCUUUCUUCUUUAUUGUUUUGUCUACUCCUUGAUUCUCUCUUUCCCUUUCUUCUCCCUUUUUGAUUCCUCCUUUCUCCUCCUUGUCACUCUUUUUCCUCAUUUUCCUUUUAUUUCUCUUUCUCCUUUCCUUCUCCACCUUUUUCUCUUCUUCUUUAGCUUUAUAGACUCUUCUCUUCUCUUAUUUCCUUUUUUCUUUCCUCUUUUUUCUUUUACGAUUACUUCUUUCUCCUUUACUUUUCUUCCUUUUUAUCUUCAACUUUUUCUUUUUCCUGACCUUUCUCUGUCUCCUUUCCUUUCCCCUUUUCCUCUUCUUCUUUGGUUUAAUAGGCUUAUUUCUUUCUUAAAUUAUCUAUUGCGUGUUCCUUACUGUUCUUCUCCGUUCUUAUCAAACCGAUUCUUUUCCUAUUAUUUUUUCUCCCUUUUUUUCUUAUUCUUUUUCUUCGCUGACGUCAGGGAAUUUCUCAUUUACAUCCGUCUAUAUUGUUAUUUUAACUCCGUCAUUGUAUUUACAGUCGCUCAGUAG